AUGGCAUACUUUGUGAUUUUCAUGGGAUUAUUUUCAAAACGAGAUUGUGAUAAAGUUGCUAUUCAACGUGACGACGAAAACCUAAUCCGAGAACAAGAGCAAGCUCUUAUUAAACUUGGUGAACUUUAUCGUGAUCAAAGGAAGCCCCAUGAAUUAUCAAACUUGAUUCGUUCUUCACGAUCUUUUAUGGCAUCCAUUUCAAGGGCCAAAACUGCAAAAAUUGUAAAGACACUGAUUGAUCUUUUCGCUGAAAUUCCCGAGACAUUACCGCUUCAAAUUGAAAUCUGUAAAGAAACAAUUGAUUGGAGCGUGCAGGAGAAGCGAAUUUUUUUAAAACAAUCAUUGGAAACUCGACUAGUUGCUUUAUAUCUUGACAAUAAAAUGUAUCAUGAUGCUUUGACCCUUAUUAAUUCCCUUUUAAAAGAACUAAGACGGCUAGAUGAUAAAAUGGUUUUAGUUGAAGUUCAGCUAUUAGAAAGUAGAGUUUGUCAUGCAUUACGGAACGUACCAAAAUCUAGGGCUGCUUUGACGUCCGCCAGAACGUCUGCUAACGCCAUUUAUUGUCCACCUCUUCUCCAAGCUGCUCUUGAUAUGCAAUCUGGAAUUUUACAUGCUGAAGAUAAAGAUUACAAGACAGCUUAUUCGUAUUUUUACGAAACUCUUGAAGGAUAUUCAUCUCAAGAUGACCCUAGAGCUAUCCUGGCUCUUAAGUACAUGUUACUUUGUAAAAUUAUGUUGAAUUUGUCUGAAGAUGUAUAUUCAAUUAUUAAUGGUAAACUUGCAUUACGCUACGCGGGGCGUGAAGUUGAAGCAAUGAAGGCUGUUGCAACGGCGCAUCAAAAUCGUUCACUUAAUGAGUUUGAAACUGCACUAAAAACUUAUAGUGACGAGUUGGAAAAUGAUCCGAUUAUCCGAUCUCACCUCGCUGCUCUUUAUGACACUUUACUUGAACAAAAUUUGGUUCGCAUAAUAGAACCAUUCUCAAGAGUUGAAAUUUCGCAUGUUGCUGAAAUAGUAAAAUUACCUACUAGUCAUGUCGAAACGAAAUUAUCUCAAAUGAUUUUAGAUAAAGUAUUUCAUGGAAUUUUGGAUCAGGGUGCAGGAUGUUUAAUCGUAUUUGAUGAACCACCUCAAGAUAAAACAUAUGAAGCAGCAUUAGAAACUCUUAAACAGAUGGGGAAUGUGGUGGAAUCGUUAUAUGAGAAAAAUAUGCAUAGCCAUUUAUACAAUUCGAAAUAUCGCUCCAGUUAUUUCAAAGAAAAACAAAAACAAGCAGAAAAUGACGCGUUAGUAUUAGCAGAGUCAGUUUUGCUUUGGCUGACAAACGAACUUGGAUAUAGGCACGGACGAAGUGCUUCUAUACUCGAGGAAGUGACAGAUCAAGAGUUAACGAAGGAAGACAUACAAAAGAAUGAAUUUGUUCCUAUUCUCAAAUUUUUAAUGGAACACGUGAAAUCUUCAAAGGAAGCUGACCAAAUUCGAAAGUCGCUGGCCAACAACCAAGGUCGAAUUAAAAAAUCUCAUCAGACAAAACGUAAUAAAGGAACGAUAUCAUCAUCUGGAUCUUCAUUUACCGAAGAGAAUCACGCACAACGAAAAUUAAAAUUAGAAAAAAAACUUGCUCAAUCUAAUGAGGUUUUUCAAGAAACAGAACAACAAGUAACUCAAUUGAUUUCACGUAUUGCAGACGUUGAAUCACAAAUUCGAUCUGUUAAAGAUGAAAUAAGUGAAAAAAAAAAUAAGAUUUAUAUGAAACAGGUUUUUCGCGAGAAUUGUAAAAAUUUUAUGAACUCUGAAGCUGAAUAUCGAAAACUCUUGGAAAAGUCUAGAUCCAAAGCAGGACCCAAAGAUGAAUUAAGCUUCGCGCUGAAAGAGGAUCCAUUAAAGUCAACGUCACCAAAAGCAUUGCUUAAGUCUGUGUUAAAUGCAAUGAGAUCGGCAGCUAAAGAUUUAAACACAAAGUCUGAGCAGUUUACCGGCGAAAAAAUUAUUACAGAUGAUGAUUCUAGUCGAGUUCAGCGAAUGUUAUACACAUUUAUGAAAGAUCACGCGUCAAGGUUCUUUGAAGUUGAAAAAAUAUUAAAUGAUAUUAUAGAAAUCAAUGAAAAAAUAUUGGAAAAGCAUGCAUCAAUAAAGUUUCAUGUUGAGCAAAAAUACUCACACAUCCCAUCAAUAUCGAAUCGAAUAAUAUCAGUUAUAAAUGCGAAAGCCGAUUCUGAAGCUGCUCAAGCUGCACUUAAUAUGGCAUCUAGUUUUGCCGAAGAGCUUGAAAAACGAUGCCAAGAAUUAGCGCCAUUAAGUGAUGAAUUAGCAGAAAUUGCAGAUCGCGUUUCUGGUUCAAAUGAAAUUAUUAAACAAAAACAGAAAGACAUUCAAAAUUUAAUUUCCGUCAAUCAGCAAACAAGGGAAGGUUUGCUUGAACAGUCUCAAGAGAUAUCAAGAUUUAUACAGGAAGAGCUCAGUCCUUUUAAAUUGCAUUUUGAAUCUUUAACUAAAGAUCUUGAUUGCUUAAUGUUACAAGAGAACGAACAAUUUCAGGAUUUAGAUUUAAAGUUGGCAGUACAAGCCAAAUUAAACAAUAAUUCUCAAGCCGUUAGUUCCCUUAAUAUCUACAGAGUGCUUUAUGAUAAAUUUAUAGGAGAAAUAAAGAAAUUGUUACACUGUCCCAUGUAUUUGAGCACUGACUGCAUUCUUAGGAUUUUAGCUGAUUUGAAACGUGAAGGUGCUGCUUUCGAGAUUACGCGAAAUAAUUUAAUCAGGAAUAUGAACCUUUGCCAUAACGAAAUGCAGGAGAUUGUGAAUCGAUGGAUGUCUUCGAUACAUAGUGAUGUUAUAGAAGAAUCAGUGUUCAACAAAAAUAUAACAUAUGAGCAGACAAUUAAAGAUAUGGAAAGUUCAGUCGAGAGUUUAUCGGAUAUAUUGGAGAAACAAGAGAAAGAAUUUUUUGAAAAACAAAUUCCAAGAAUAAAAGAGGAAAUUGAGAAGAGCGAAGCGGCUGAAAAUGUUUAUAAAGAAAUUCAAGAAAUAAUCGAGGAACACAGUAAUAAAAUCAUGAGUGGUGGUCGGAUAAUCCUUUGA
Dentiscutata erythropus is the source of this 3078-nucleotide messenger RNA. NCBI's taxonomy places the organism in Eukaryota, Fungi, Glomeromycota, Glomeromycetes, Diversisporales, Gigasporaceae. The record is from the annotation of a GenBank genome assembly.